AUGCUGCUGUUUUUAUCCUGCAGGACACGGCCGCUAUCAGCAGCCAGCGUGGGCAGCGUGGUGGUACAGGACCGAUUGUAUGAGCUCGUCCGGCUGUUUAAGGGUCGAACAGAGCGCCAGAAAGAGAGGCUGGUGGACCCAGACGAGUCAGAGGGAGAAAGUCCCUCAGCCUCCCCCACCAAAGCUGCUCCUGCCCCUCCUCCUCCUCCUCCUCCUCCAGGAGAGGAGAAGAAGAAAGUUCCCAGACUUCCACAGCUUCCCAAACUUCCCCUGAUGCCUGACUGGCUUCGAGCUGUCAUAGAGUACCGCUUCCCCUCCAGCAUCGACCCCUACACCGAUCUGAUCUAUGUGAUCUGGCUGUUCUUCGUUGUGGCAGCAUGGAACUGGAACGUGUGGUUGAUCCCCGUCCGUUGGGCGUUUCCUUACCAAACCCCAGAAAACAUCCACCUGUGGCUGCUGAUGGACUACAGCUGCGACCUGAUCUACAUCCUCGACAUCCUCGUCUUUCAGCCAAGACUGCAGUUCGUUCGCGGAGGAGACAUCGUGUGUGACAAAAAGGACAUGAGAGAAAACUACAUGACCACAGAGAGAUUCAAGAUGGACAUCAUCAGUCUGUUUCCUAUGGAGAUUUUUUAUUAUUUCACCGGAGUCAACUCUCUGCUGAGAUUCCCUCGCCUGCUGAAGUACAUGGUUUUCUUUGAGUUUAACGACAGAAUGGAAGCAGUGAUGAAGAAAGCCUACAUCUACAGAGUGAUUCGAACCUCCACUUACCUGCUCUACUCUCUGCACAUCAAUGCCUGUCUCUUCUACUGGGGCUCUGACUAUGAAGGACUUGGAUCGACCAAGUGGGUCUAUAAUGGAAAAGGCAACGCUUACAUCCGAUGUUACUAUUUUGCUGUGAAGACGCUGAUCACCAUCGGAGGACUACCAGACCCCACAACUGUGUUUGAGAUCUGCUUCCAGCUCAUCAACUACUUUGUCGGUGUCUUUGCUUUCUCAAUCAUGAUCGGUCAGAUGAGAGAUGUUGUUGGAGCAGCCACAGCCGGGGAGAACUACUACAGAGCCUGCAUGGACAGCACCAUCAAGUACAUGAACUCAUAUAACAUCCCCCGGGAGGUCCAGAACCGCAUCAAGACCUGGUACGACUACACCUGGAAGAGCCAGGGCAUGCUGGAUGAACAGGAGCUGUUGGUGCAACUUCCAGCCAAGAUGAGGCUGGACAUCGCCGUGGACGUCAACUAUGCCAUCGUCAGUAAAGUUGCCUUGUUUCAGGGCUGUGACAGACAGAUGGUGUUCGACAUGCUGACGAGGCUCAAAUCUGUCGUCUACCUGCCCGGAGACUUCGUCUGUAAAAAGGGGGAGAUCGGCAGGGAGAUGUACAUCAUCAAACAGGGCGAAGUCCAGGUGGUGGGUGGUCCUGACCUGCAGACGGUGUUUGUGACCAUCAAAGCCGGCUCGGUGUUUGGAGAGAUCAGUUUGCUGGCAGGGGGCGGAGGAAACCGACGUACCGCCAACGUGAAGGCUCAUGGAUUCGCCAACCUCUUCAUCCUGGAUAAAAAGGACCUGGCAGAGAUUUUGGUUCAUUACCCUGAGUCUCAAAAACUCCUCAGAAAGAAGGCAAAGACGAUGCUGACGAAGGAUAAGAAGCCAGAUGAGAAAAGUGGCGUUAAAGAGGGGGUGGAGAUCAUCCCGCCCAGACCAGACACCCCUAAAAUGUUCAAGGCGGCACUGAAGGUGACGGAGCAGGCCGGGAUGGAGGGAACGUUUGCCAAACUGCAGAAGACCUACAGAGCAUCAGAGGCUCCUUCCUCUGGCUCUCCAGUCCCCCCUCCACCUCCAGUGCACCGCCGCUCUCCCAUUCCUCACGCUCUGGUUCAGGACGACGAUGACACCGUGUCAGAGACUGCCGACAGCUCGGUCAUCAUCAGGAUGACACCACGAAAAGAAGGCGAGGAGCUGCUCACUGUGGAGGUGAAGCCCGAAGACGGAGAGGAGGAGAAGAAAAAGACGGGGGAGGAGUGAUCAGACAGGAUGGACUCUG
Molecule: messenger RNA, 2041 nt
Organism: Cheilinus undulatus (humphead wrasse)
Lineage: Eukaryota; Metazoa; Chordata; Actinopteri; Labriformes; Labridae
Gene: cngb1a
Product: cyclic nucleotide gated channel subunit beta 1a
Exons: 16
Coding region: 1-2022 (673 amino acids)
Biological process (GO): retina homeostasis; monoatomic cation transmembrane transport
Cellular component (GO): plasma membrane; photoreceptor outer segment; intracellular cyclic nucleotide activated cation channel complex
Molecular function (GO): protein-containing complex binding; intracellularly cGMP-activated cation channel activity; intracellularly cAMP-activated cation channel activity
Source: RefSeq, a predicted model, not a curated record